Penicillium hordei is the source of this 660-nucleotide messenger RNA. RefSeq lists its product as uncharacterized. The record is from RefSeq and is a predicted model, not a curated record. The transcript has 4 exons. NCBI's taxonomy places the organism in Eukaryota, Fungi, Ascomycota, Eurotiomycetes, Eurotiales, Aspergillaceae. The coding region runs from base 1 to 660 and encodes 219 amino acids.
AUGUCUGUUCAAUACACCAUUAAUUUCCUUAAUCAACAAAAGAGUACCAACACGUACUCACUUUUCAUGCAACCUCCAAGUUCCGACUUCUCUACCGCUGUCUGGAGAAAGGAAGUCGUUCCUGACGGUGGAAGCUUUCAAAUUGUGUUGACACCCGACAUCUAUGCCUGGGUAGGAACUGCUCCAAAGGAGGUUGCUACUGGUGUCGUGAUUGGCAGGGGCCAGGGAAAGCUCGCAAUUCUCGGUACGGAUAAAGCCAAAGGAUCCACCUUCAAUGCGGUCGCCAAGAAAGGUGCCAUUAGUAUGCAAGAUGGCACUGCGGCUGCUGGGCCAGGUAAUUACCAAAUUGGUGUUGACCCGUAUCAGCCUGAUGGUACUGUGUAUCUUUUGGGCAUGGCCCAACUGGACAGCCACAAAAUCCCAAGCCCUGUUGCGUCGGUAACUGCCACCCCGAAUCUGACCAAAAAUGUCCAACCGAUUUAUAAGUUUUUUAUUGCGCAACAAACCCAUGAACCUCGUGAGAUUGUCGAUUUCAACGGCAUUUCUAAAAAUGCUGGGGUUGUCGACUUUAGUCAGGGCGAGGGUCUUACGAAACACGUGGCCACUGUAUACCACCAAGCAGAUGGCAGCUUCAAAACCGUGUAUGAUUUUACAUUUUAA